CUUAGCUAGAUAAUUUUUCAUUCUAAUCCUUGUUCGUGUCUCUCUAAAACCCUGAAACCAAAACACAAAAUCAAGAAAUUCACAUAACCAGAAACACAAAAAAAUGUCGUACAGUUCAAUGCUAUUUGCCGCUUGCUCACACACAUCUCUACCCAUCACCAACCCAACCAUACCUUCACUUUUAUUCAGCACUCCCUCCUAUUACCAGCAACACCAGCAACUAAAGCAACCCAAGAAAAGGAGGCAGCUUUUGGGGUUGUGUACAAGCUAUGAGGUGGGUGGAGGCUACCCAGAUGCAGAAUUGGGCUAUCAAGGCACAAGUGGAAGUGCCCAACAAAAGAUGGAUGCUUCCCAGUAUGAAGCUCUCCUCAAAGGAGGUGAACAGGUCACCUCUGUUCUGGAAGAAAUGAUAACCCUUUUGCAAGAUAUGAGCAUGGAUGAAGCAUCUGAGGAGGUAGCUGUGGAGUUGGCUGCGCAAGGUGUUAUAGGGAAGAGAGUUGAUCAGAUGGAAUCAGGUUUUAUGAUGGCCCUAGAUUACAUGAUACAAACUGCUGAGAAGGACCAAGAUGAUAAGCGUAAGACACUGUUGGAGGUGAUCAAGGAGACAGUAUUAGCCCACCUUACAAAAAAGUGUCCCCCACAUGUUCAAGUGAUUGGCCUGCUCUGUAGAACUCCCAAUAAAGAAAGCAGACAUGAACUGCUACGCCGAGUGGCAGCUGGUGGUGGCGUGUUUAAAAGUGAGAAUGGCACCAAAGUUCAUAUUCCUGGCGCAAAUCUAAAUGAUAUAGCUAACCAGGCUGAUGAUUUACUGGAGACGAUGGAAACUCGGCCUGUUGUUCCAGAUAGAAAACUACUUGCAAGGCUUGUUUUGAUUAGAGAGGAAGCUCGGAAUAUGAUGGGAGGUGGAAUAUUGGAUGAGAGAAAUGACCGUGGUUUAAAUACUCUUCCUGAAGCAGAGGUGAACUUCUUAACCAAACUGGUAGCUUUGAAACCAGGGAAAACUGUCCAGAAGAUGAUAACAAAUGUAAUGCAAGGAAAAGAUGAAGGUGCAGAUAAUUCUGACAGUAAUGAGGAACGUAGUACAGGUGGAAGGGUUUCAAGUGGAAUUGCAGGAAGGAAAAGUGUUACAGGGAGGAAGCCACUUCCGGUGCGCCCAGGCAUGUUUCUUGAGACCGUCUCCAAGGUCUUAGGUGGCAUAUAUGCUGGCAGUGACUCUGGCAUCACAGCACAACAUCUAGAAUGGGUUCAUCAGAAGACACUCCAAGUUCUCCAGGAAAUAGCAUUCUAGCCAUUUUGUUUUAGCCGCCAAAUGCUUCCCUUAUAUCAUAAAUUCAUUUUUGAUCCUCAUGUGCUGUCUGACAAGAGAGAAAGUAAGUUGUCUUGUUAAUAGGAAGUCUAAAAUAUAAAAUACUGUAGCAUAUGUAAAAUAUAGAAGAAUGAACACUUUUCACUCCA
Alnus glutinosa is the source of this 1455-nucleotide messenger RNA. Its product is annotated as protein PEP-RELATED DEVELOPMENT ARRESTED 1, chloroplastic. The coding region runs from base 104 to 1288 and encodes 394 amino acids. The transcript is spliced from 9 exons. Gene Ontology annotation, biological process: regulation of DNA-templated transcription. NCBI's taxonomy places the organism in Eukaryota, Viridiplantae, Streptophyta, Magnoliopsida, Fagales, Betulaceae. Gene Ontology annotation, cellular component: chloroplast nucleoid. The record is from RefSeq and is a predicted model, not a curated record.